Ogataea angusta is the source of this 3279-nucleotide messenger RNA. RefSeq lists its product as uncharacterized. NCBI's taxonomy places the organism in Eukaryota, Fungi, Ascomycota, Pichiomycetes, Pichiales, Pichiaceae. Gene Ontology annotation, cellular component: cytoplasm; nucleus. Gene Ontology annotation, biological process: protein import into nucleus. Bases 1 to 3279 code for a protein of 1092 amino acids. The record is from RefSeq and is a predicted model, not a curated record. The transcript has a single exon. Gene Ontology annotation, molecular function: nuclear import signal receptor activity.
AUGUCGCAAAUCCCACCAGAGAUCUCCGGCAUGCUGCUUCAAUUGCUGUCGGGCCUGGCCUCCACAGACAACGCGAUCCGUCAGCAGGCCGAGCACACGCUCAACAAGGAGUGGACCAAAAAGGACCGCGUCGAUAUUCUCCUUGUUUGGCUUGCUCAGCAGGCCGCAACGGCGGCCGACGACAGCACCAAGGCCUUCUCUGCGGUGCUGUUCAGACGGUUUGCCAUCAAGUCGCCUUCCGAGCAGGGCUACUCCGUCACCGCAAGACAGGUCGACCACAUCAGCGAGCAGGCCAAGACCGAGGUGCGCAACGUCCUAUUGCAAGGUUUCAGCGCUCCUCAGUCCAACAAUGUCAGACACAAGCUUGCCGACGCGGUCGCCGAGGUCGCCAAGGACGACUCGUUUGGCUGGCCAAGCCUGCUGCCCACCAUCAUGCAGGCGACCGCCAACCAGGACGCCAGCUUCCGAGAGUCUGCUUUCAGAAUCAUCAGCACGACUCCGGCCAUCAUCACCAACUACCAGCUCCAGGACACGCUCAAGAUGUUCCAUGUCGGUUUCGAGGACUCCAGCGACGACGUGAGAAUUGCUGCGUGCUCUGCCUUUGUCGCGUUUUUCGAGAAUCUGCCCAAGUCGCAGUGGACCAACCUCAGCUCGCUGCUACCCAACCUGCUCAACUCCCUGCCCAGACUGCUGGAAAACGGCAAGGACACCGCGCUGGCCUCUGUGCUGGAGAGUCUGAUCGAGCUUGUGGACCUCGCACCAAAGAUGUUCAAGCCGAUGUUCCCUACAAUCAUCGGAUUCUGCUCCGAGGUGGCUCAGAACAAAAACCUCGACUCCACGGCCAGACUGGCCGCUCUCGAACUGCUCACCACCUUCUGCGAGACCUCUCCCAACAUGUGCAAGAGAGAAUCGUCGUACGCCACCACGAUCGUGCUCGUGACUCUCAAGCUGAUGACCGAGGUGUGCGUCGACGACGAGGACGCGGCAGAGUGGAACAACUCGGACGAUAUCGACAAUGACGAUGAGGAGGACGAGUACAACGCAGCAAGACAGUCGCUCGACAGAGCAGCGCUCAGGCUCGGCGGCCAGUCGCUGGCCGGCCCGCUGUUCCAGUACCUGCCGCAGAUGCUCCAGUCGCAGGACUGGCACGAGAGACAGGCCGCACUGAUGGCGCUGUCGUCUGCCGCGGAGGGCUGCAGAGAGGUGCUGAUUGCCGAGAUCCCCAAGAUCCUCGACCUGAUCCUGCCCUCGCUGCAGGACAGCCAUCCACGGGUCCAGUACGCGUGCUGCAACGCUCUGGGCCAGAUGUCCACCGACUUUGCUGACGUCAUCCAGCGGACGUCGGGCGACCGCAUUCUGCCUGCGCUGAUCUCGAUGCUCACCACGAAGAACGUGCCACGGGUGCAGGCGCACGCUGCUGCCGCUCUGGUGAACUUCUGCGAGGACGCCACGAAGGAGGUUCUGGAGCCGUAUCUGGACGACCUGCUGACCAACCUGCUGACGCUGCUGCAGAGCGCUCCAAAGAGAUACGUCCAGGAGCAGGUGAUCACCACGAUCGCCAUUGUGGCGGACGCUGCAAAGACCAAGUUCAUCAAAUACUACGACACUCUGAUGCCGCUUUUGCUGGAGGUGCUCAGAACCGACAUGGGCGAGGAAAACAGGCUGCUCAAGGCCAAGUCGAUCGAGUGCUCGGCGCUGAUUGCCCUGGCGGUCGGCAAGGAGAAGUUCAUGCCGAACGCGCAGGAGAUUGUCCAGCUCUUCGCCCAUAUCCAGAACAACCUGACCGGAGAAGACGACCCGGCCAAAACGUACUUGGAGCAAGGCUGGAGCAGGAUCUGCAAGCUGAUCGGCAAGGACUUCAUUCCGUACCUGCCUGGCGUGCUGCCUCCGCUGCUGGAGGCCGCCAAAGCCGCGCAGGACAUCUCGAUCGUGGACGAGGACGAGGUGGACGAGCUCAACCAGAACGAGGAGUUUGACGUUAUCCAGCUGGCCGGAAAACACAUUGCUGUGCACACGGCCAUUCUCGACGACAAAACGGCCGCGAUCGAGCUCCUCAAGACCUAUGCCGAGGUGCUGGGCGGCGACUUCUUUCCGUAUGUGGAGGACAUUGCAACCCACAUUGUGAUUCCCGGCCUGGACUUCUAUCUGCAUGACGGCGUGAGAGGCUCUUCCGCGCUGACCAUGCCUGCUUUGCUCCAGUGCACCAUCGAGGCCACCGGCUCUCCAACGUCGCCUCAGGCCACACAGCUGUGGACCCAGAUGUUCGACAAGCUGGUGCACCAGCUGGGAACCGAUCCAGUUCCAGAACUGCUGGUUGCGUACUACUACGCCAUCUCGAAGGGUCUGGAGCUGAUUGGCGCAAACGUGCUCACGGACGAGCAGAUUUUGGCUGCCGGCAACUCGAUUCAGACCAACCUGACCGAGAUCUACGAGAGAAUCAAGAGCAGAGAAAACGCCGACGACGAGUACAACGAGGAGGUCCAGGAGGACGACGAGGAGUACACCGACGAAGAACUGCUCGACGAGAUCACCAAGGGCAUCACCGCCAUGUUCAAGAGCACAAGAGAACGGUUCCUGCCGGCGUACCAGUCUCUGAUCCCAACUCUUGCGUCGUACAUGAACGACGAAAACACCUCGCUCAAACUGCUGGCUCUGUGCUCCGUGUCCGACCUUGUUGAGUACACCGGUCCGCUGGCGUUCCAGUUCAAGGACUUCUUCAUGAACCCUGUUGGCGAGUCGCUCACGUCUCCUCAGGCAAGCAUCAGGCAGGCCGCUUCGCACACCGUGGGUGCGUGUGCGCAGUACGGAAGAGAGCACUUCAAGGAUUUCUGCGUUGCCACUCUGGGCUCGAUGCUGGCCAUGUGCAACGUUCCGGACUCGAAGGCAGACGAGAACCUGUCUGCCACCGAGAACUCGAUCGCUGCCAUCGCCAAAGUGCUGCAUUCCUUUGGCUCCAGUGUUCCAAAUGCCCACGAGGUGGUGGAGAACUGGCUCAAGCUGAUGCCUGUGCUGCAGGACGACGAAGCGGCACCGUAUGCUUACAUGUUCCUUGCCGAGCUGAUUCAACAGCAGCAUCCGCUUGUGGCUGGCAUGAUUCCUAAAAUCGUGGACGACGUGGUACAGGCGCUGCUUUUUGGCUCGAUCUCCGGCAAGACGGCCGAGAAAGUUGUGGGGACCGUAAAACAGCUGCUGGGAACCCUGCCGCAGGACCAGGCCAUUGCUCUUUUGAACAAGUACAACACAGAGGGAAAGCAGGUGAUAAGCGAGUGGUUUGCAUAG